AUCUAGGAAGUUCAUAGGAUUGGAUUGUGUUUGUGAAAUGUUAAAAAAUACUGGAACCAAGGAAAUUCAUAUGUUGCUGUUUAAGUAUGAUGUUGAUUCUGUUAUAACAAUCUCGGCUUUUGACAAAGAACUUUGUGAGAUUGUUUAUCCUGGAACUCCACUUUCUAUUGUAGAAGCCGGUGGGGAUCAUCCAUCAAUAGGUUUCCAGUUUGAAAUUCAUGUUGAAGAAAUACACAUGUCUCCCGAAUGUUACGUUGUUUAUAUUUCUCCUCUAUUUAAGAAGCUCUGCAGCAUGUGGGACACCUUUCAAUCUAUAUAUGUGUAUUCUGGAAAUGGUUCUUGGAAGCUAGAUAUUUGCCGGAGGGAUGACUAUUAUCGUUCUACAAUAGAAGAUGGAUGGCAGCAGCUUAGAGAUGGUUUGGCCUUGGAAGUAGGGGACAUUUGUAUUUUUGAAUGUCCAGUUGAUUCUCUUGAUCGUUUUAAUGUUCGAGUGUGUGAAGAAGCAGUAAUCUGGGAUCUUUAAGUUUAAUGUUAUUGUCCUCUGUUUAGGAAAUUUUUAUGUUGUCUUUUGCUGGAUUGGCUUGACAAUUUAUUUGAAUUAAUGUUUGUAAUGGUGGAUGGUGCUUGAUUAAAU
Daucus carota subsp. sativus is the source of this 634-nucleotide messenger RNA. RefSeq lists its product as uncharacterized. The coding region runs from base 38 to 523 and encodes 161 amino acids. Lineage: Eukaryota; Viridiplantae; Streptophyta; Magnoliopsida; Apiales; Apiaceae. The record is from RefSeq and is a predicted model, not a curated record. The transcript is spliced from 3 exons.